Monopterus albus (swamp eel) is the source of this 2365-nucleotide messenger RNA. RefSeq names its product dorsal root ganglia homeobox (gene drgx). The coding region runs from base 562 to 1470 and encodes 302 amino acids. The record is from RefSeq and is a predicted model, not a curated record. NCBI's taxonomy places the organism in Eukaryota, Metazoa, Chordata, Actinopteri, Synbranchiformes, Synbranchidae. The transcript is spliced from 6 exons. Gene Ontology annotation, molecular function: RNA polymerase II transcription regulatory region sequence-specific DNA binding; DNA-binding transcription factor activity, RNA polymerase II-specific. Gene Ontology annotation, biological process: regulation of transcription by RNA polymerase II.
UCUUCUUCUGCGUUUUUAGAACCUCGUUUUCUGUUGAUUUCAUGUAACAGGGUUAUUUCUAACGUAUCUCUGAAAGAUGGCGUCUCCAAAGUUAUGUGAUGUUUAGGCAGCGUACUUGCACGCACAGUGUGUGUGUGUGUGUGUGUGUGUGUGUGUGUGUGUGUGCUGUUGGAGGACGAGAAUAGGCCUGAGCAGAUGUUUUCGUUAUUCCAUUUCUUAUGAUUAUACAUAAUUCACAGUGGAAAUGACACAGGCCUGUGAAUGCAAAAGCCUUUUUGCAGUGAUUAUUUAAAAUAUUUCCGCAGUCUGUGAUCGUCAUAACAAAAACCGAUAUUUUUCAUCUUAAAAAUUCAAACUGAAAUGGGUUGGAUGCCGAAUCUAUAUGUAUAUAUAUAUAUUCUUUCUCUCAAAUUCAGAGGUGGAUGUAAAGGGUUAAGUUUUUUCCUCCUGCCAUAUCAAUCUGCUGGCUGUUUUGGUGGAAGCGCUGGUGGUUUGGCCCCAGGGCAGAGGGGGCGUUUUGUCCCGGGCACAGAUGUUGGGUGUCACGGCUCUUAGUCCGUCAUGGGUCCUCUCAGUUACCCAACAUCAAUGUUUCAUGCAAUGAAUUCAAGCGGUUUUGCCAACCACGCCCCGACUGACUUUGAUGACGGGUUUCUACGUAGAAAACAGCGCAGAAACAGAACGACGUUUACUUUGCAACAGUUGGAGGCUUUGGAGGCUGUCUUCGCCCAGACUCACUACCCGGACGUGUUCACCCGGGAGGAGCUGGCCAUGAAGAUCAACCUGACCGAGGCCAGGGUGCAGGUUUGGUUUCAGAAUCGCAGAGCAAAGUGGAGGAAGACAGAGCGAGGGAGCACAGACCCUGAAGGAGGGAAGGAGCAGAUGAGUGAGGGCACUCCUCCAUCUCGCAGCAUGAACUCUCAGUCUCCAGUGGACCAGAGCAGAAAGCAAAAAGAACCACUGGAGAUGCAGCAGAGUAUCAACAGGACAGUGGGUCCUGCUGGUCCGUUCUUCCCAUCUUGUUUACCAGGCACACUCCUCAACUCCGCCACAUACGCCCAGGCCCUCUCACAAGUCGCCACACUGAAAGGUAACGGUUUGUGCUCCUGCUGUGUUUCUGAUCCCAUGGGCUUGUCCUUCCUGCCGCCCUACAGUUGUCAGGGUAACCGCACAGCCAGCGUGGCUGCCCUUCGCAUGAAGGCCCGUGAGCACUCGGAAGCUGUGCUGCAGUCUGCCAACCUGCUUGGUGCGGCAGCUGGGCCCGGUGCUGGCGUGGGAGUCUUGUCUGGAGUUGGAGUGAGCGCAGUCGGGGUGGCGCGGCCCACACUGGGUCCUGCCAUCGAGGUUCCUGGCACUGUGGGGAGAGGGGGAGACAGCUCCAGUCCCAGCCCGGCCACCAAGGUCCCAGUCCUGGGCAGCAGUUCUGACAAGCACCCUCACUGCUCCAAGGAGUCGCUGGAGAAAAAAUGAGAUGCUGGAUGUCAUUGUGGAUGUACUGAUACCCGAAGUCUGUGUGAUCGUGCCUGUUAUUACUACUCUACUCUGGUCCUAUGAGUAACUAAGCACAACUACUGACUGACUCAAGAAACAGCCUGGGAAAGACUUUGUGUGGAUACAAACAUUAAAAUAUUUAUUUGACAGUAAAUUAUUAUUGUUUGUGAGAAAUGCUGAAUAUGUGGGGCCUUGUUAUUCCCAUAAAAGCACAAGUGUGGUUUUGGAUCGAUAUCAGUUUCAUGCACUCUUGGACUCUAUUUGAUGGACUAACAUAGAUACAACAUGUGUGCAACAAGACAAGACCUAUUUGAUAAUGUGAAUUUAAGUAAUCUAAUACAGAUCCUCUCAUUUCAUAAAGAGGACAGAUGCUUACAUUGUGAAUGUUAAUGCAUGUAAAUUGUAAGUGUGGAAGUGAUGGCAGGACUGUGAGGAUUUGGGCAAUAUACAGUCAUGUUUAUGCCAUCAGGUCAGCAGUGGGCUUAAACAAUCCUCCCUCGCUCUUUUGAUUUUAAAGUGAAAAUGCACUUUAAUAUUAAUUGGCCAUUUUUAGUGUAAAUGUGUACAUGUGCCAGAAUACAGUGUGUUCAUGUGUGACCCCGGGAAGGCUAAAGCAGACUCGUUGAUGAGUGUCGGUUGUCCCCUCUACUCUGUUAGCACAUCUGUAGCGCCAGCAGACAGGGAACACACCACUCCUGUUGUGACAUGUUCUUUAAAACAAUUAAAGAUGUAGUCGCUCAUGUUCCACUCCUGUUGCCUCCCGCUCCAGCCAUCUGUUCUGAUACAUUAUUUAUCAGCUUCCCUUAAAGCCGGGAGAGAAAAGCAAUUGUGACUCUUAUUAUUUAUUUACUUUUAGGAACGCCUGCCCUCUCUC